Molecule: messenger RNA, 810 nt
Organism: Harpegnathos saltator (Jerdon's jumping ant)
Lineage: Eukaryota; Metazoa; Arthropoda; Insecta; Hymenoptera; Formicidae
Exons: 4
Coding region: 166-810 (214 amino acids)
Source: RefSeq, a predicted model, not a curated record
UUGGACGCUUUGACGCUCGACGCUCGACGCUCCCAUGUAUUGGCACCUUUAGGAGGGUGGGGAUUACGAAAAGUUCAAAAAUGUCUUUUGCCGCCGAACGUUGCGUGUAAUCAGUAGGAAAGUGAUUCGAUUGGAAUAUAUUCGAGAUCAGAUCAAGACGAAAAUAUGAAGUGGUUAUGCUGUUUCGGCAACAUGGACAUUACCGUUAUCGUGGCAUUAAUCCUUCACAUUGUAAUCGCAGGAGUAAUAGCUCCAAGCGUGAUUACACCGACAAGAGAUACCAUCUCUUUGUACAUCAAUGGACACGGUGAAUCUUCCAUAAAUACGUACAACAGUAAUUGUGAAUGUACGAAAUAUAAUUGCGGAUGUUGUCAGUAUAUCGAAUGGAAUGCAAUCUCAUUAAAUGGAACAUUGUGUGCAAAUGCUAGCUAUUUAGAGUAUGAGUAUGGAAUAUCAAUCACAGUGACAUACAAUGAUUUUGUGAUUAUUAAUGAGACAAUCUCAGCUCGUAACCCACCACCCAUUUGCUUUGGGGAAGACUUUAUGAAGAUAUACACACAUUUGAUCCAAGUUGAAGUUUGCUUACAUAUUUAUGAUAUAGAUAUUGGAUAUAAUAAGUUUCAUGCGUGUUUUGAGAUUCUGGGAAAAUUCAUGCAUAUUAAGAUUCUUUCGGAAAAAUUAGGUUGCUUUACCACCAAGCUACAAAAGGAUUUUGUGCAUGUGGAAGAUAAUAUAGUUUUUCGUCUAUUGCAUCAACUUUCUAACAGCAAAACCAAAGAAUUCAAAAUACCUAAUGUGAUCAUGGUGUAA